Messenger RNA from Harmonia axyridis, 2320 nucleotides. RefSeq names its product ralBP1-associated Eps domain-containing protein 1 (gene Reps). The record is from RefSeq and is a predicted model, not a curated record. Gene Ontology annotation, cellular component: cytoplasm; plasma membrane. Gene Ontology annotation, molecular function: protein binding; calcium ion binding. Gene Ontology annotation, biological process: endocytosis; endosomal transport. Lineage: Eukaryota; Metazoa; Arthropoda; Insecta; Coleoptera; Coccinellidae. The transcript has 4 exons. The coding region runs from base 28 to 1983 and encodes 651 amino acids.
AUUCAGUAGUAUAAGUCAAAAUCAAAAAUGGAAGAGCUGCAGUUGUCGGAAACUUUACAGAGAUACUUUUCUGAUAUUUUUUUAUUAUGUGACGAAGAGAGCUCAGGAAAAGCUUCUGUUUUAAAAACUAUUGAACUUAUAAGGUCUGGAAAUGUACCUGAACAUGUAAUAGAUGAGAUAUCUGAAAUAAUAUGUUGGAAUCAAUCCACAACUAGUUUAAGUAGGAAACAGUUUUUCUCUGCUCUCAAGUUAGUGGCAGCCUAUCAGUCAAGCAGAAGUCUGAGUAGUGAGAUAAUAACAGCCAAUAUAGAUUUGCCUUUGCCAAAGUUUACAUGGAAUAACUUAGGAAAUGAGAGCCCCAUUCCUGAUUUGAUAGAACUGAGUAAUGAUUUGAAUGUAUAUAGAGAACACAUAGAUACUACCAGUACUGACUCGGAAUUUGAUAGUGAUACAUUAAGUCUGAACCGAAAUGGAUCUCCAGAAGUUUCAAGUACAACUUCAGAUAGUCCAACACCAACAAAUAGUGUACAAGAUAGGAAUUGGGCUGGAAGAGGUUGGCAAGGAUUGAUUUCUGAGGAGCAAAGACAACUACUGGGUACAGAAGAGGAAUUGUCUGACAAACAUAGCAGUGAAGAUGAGACUGAAGUUUUAGAUGAUGUUUGGACUAUUACACCUGAGCAAUGUACAUACUAUAUAAAACAGUUUAAGACCUUGCAAUCAGACCUAACCGCACUGCUACCCGGACCAGUGGCCAGGACCUUCUUUGAAAAAUCACGCUUACCAGUACAGACAUUGAGGAAAAUAUGGCAGCUAGCUGAUGUUACAAAAGAUGGAGCCUUGAGUUUACAAGAAUUCAUGACCGCCAUGCAUUUGGUUGUGUUGAAGAGGAAUAAUAUUGAGAUACCGGAUAUUUUACCGCCAGGUUUGAUACCAGGAAAUACUGAUCAACCGAAGUCACCAAGUCCAGAAACUGAACCAAUAUUAUCACCACCAGCUCUUCCAUCAUCAAAAGAAACCGCCAAAGAAUGGACCAAGUUCGUUGAAAGCCCCACAAAUUCCAUUUCAUCGCCUGGACCCAAGCCUGUCAACUUCGAUUUUCAGAAAGUUUCCCUGGAUAAAGAUCCGAAAAUUUUGCAUCCGAAAGCAUUAAGAUUAACACCAGAAAAUCCAGGAACAUCGAAUGAGGAACCCAGAGAGAUUGUGGAUGGACCAAGUCCGAAAUUGUUUUCAGAUAGUAAUAGUUUGACAGUAGGACAUAAUUCGAAUUUAACCAACGUCAAUUCCCAAACUCAAAACAGUGCUAUUCAGAGGCCACAACCUAAGAAGAUUGUAGGAAAAGGCGCCAUCCCACCUCCGCCCACUAAUCAAAAUAGUUUCGAAGAAGGCCCAGUGAGUUUACCCGCUUUUCCACCGCCAAAGAAGGAUAAACCACCACCACCUCCUCCUAGAUCAUUUAAGACUCAUGGCAGAAGCUCUUCACUGGAUUUGAAUCGUCUGACUAAAGUCCCAGUUGUACCUCCUAGGGUCAGUCCCAGUAUUAAUCCGUCAAAAAAGCUGACCAAUCAAAAAUCAGAAGGCGACCAAGCUGUAGCGGCCCCAACAGAUAAUCAAGACGCAGAAGUUUCCUUUGCCAACUUCGAUCAGUUCGAGAAAUAUGAGAAUGUCCAAGAGGGUGUGUUCCCUGGUAGUGUGUAUGAAGCCGAGAGAAAAAAAUUGUUUGCGCAGUUCUCGGUGCCGGAAAGUACAGAAGAAGCGGGUCCCAGAAGACACGGAGCUUUUGAGGUGUAUAGGAAGCCAAAUAAAGGAAGGGAAAGUCCCAUAUCGAACGAAGAAAAACUGAAAUGGGAUGUGUUCCAAAAGAUGCAAGAAGAAAAUACUGUUCUGUUGAGACUGUGCCAGGAAUUAAGUCAAGAAUUAGCUGAUAUAAGGGAAGAGAAACUAGCGCUUAAAGUGAGGUUGGAAAAGCUGAUGAACGGAGGAUAAUAUUUUAUCUAUAUCAGUCUCGAGUUCCUUCGUCACUUGUUAGGUUUUAAAAAUGCUUCUAAAGUAUAUUUUUUCUAAAAAUGAAGAUAUUGGAUCACAAGGUAGGAUUAUUUGAAAGAGUAAAAGCUAUCAGAGAGUUGUAAAUUUUCAUUGUGAAUUGUUGAUAACUGUUGGGCUUUGAAUUGUUCGACUAUCUCGAUUUAAGUUUAUUUUCAUAGAUAUAACGAGAACACUAUCGCCAGUUUCCCUAGAACCUGUAUAAAUAAAAUGUGAUUUAGUUAUGGAUUUAUUAUCGUCUAUUAAGUUUGAAUAUAUAUAUUAGAAAUCUUUUACUUCA